AUGGGGUCAACAGCUAUGGAACUUGUGAGAAUUCUCCCUAGUGCAGAAGAUGAGGUCAACGUAGCUUGUUUUCAUCCUUCUGUCGGAGGUGGCCUUGUUUAUGGAACUAAGCAUGAACCACUCUCAUCGCUGGCAGCUGAGUAUCAAUCAGGCAGCACUAUUUUGUUGGAGAAAAUAAAGGUUCUUGGUGAACAAUAUGCUGCCAUUAGGAGAACCCGGGGCGACGGGAACUGCUUCUUCCGAAGCUUUAUGUUUUCAUACCUGGAGCAUAUUUUGGAAUCACAAGAUGUAAGUGAAGUUGAUCGUAUCAAGGCUAAUGUUGAACAAUGUAGAAAAACACUUCAGACCUUGGGUUAUGCAGACUUUACCUUUGAGGACUUCUUUUCGCUAUUUCUUGAGCAACUGGAUAGUGUUCUUCAAGGAAAUGAAGAAUCCAUUAGUCAUGAUGAGCUCAUACUUUGGAACCGUGAUCAGUCAGUAUCCGACUAUGUUGUGAUGUUUUUCAGAUUUGUUACCUCUGGUGAAAUAAGGAAGCACAAGCAUAGGUGAUGGUAUAGAUUCUCAUGGCACAAAGAGCAAAGUAAAUGAAAGCAAGUGCAAAAAGGUCCUACAGAAUUAGUGCUCGGAAGCUUCCAAAGCUAGACUCCAAUGAGGUCGUGAGAGCAGCAAAACUUGCAAAGCUACUCUUUUAUGUAAAUUUCUGGAUAUACGAAUACUAUUAGAUGUACUUCUUUUGUGGACAAAAAAUUACCUUUGUACAAUCCAUUUUAAUGCAUGAUGUGGAUUGUAACAAUUUCUUCUA
This is a messenger RNA of Rosa chinensis, 802 nucleotides long. RefSeq names its product OVARIAN TUMOR DOMAIN-containing deubiquitinating enzyme 1-like. Gene Ontology annotation, cellular component: nucleus. The record is from RefSeq and is a predicted model, not a curated record. The coding region runs from base 1 to 549 and encodes 182 amino acids. The transcript has 7 exons. Gene Ontology annotation, biological process: protein K48-linked deubiquitination. Gene Ontology annotation, molecular function: cysteine-type deubiquitinase activity; ubiquitin binding. Lineage: Eukaryota; Viridiplantae; Streptophyta; Magnoliopsida; Rosales; Rosaceae.